CCAGAGAAUGAUCAGUCCUGGGCCAAGGGCCCGUAGGUGAGCUGCAAAAGCCAGGUGCCAGCUCCUGCUGUGACUGGGGGAGCACGGGAGAGCGCGGCGGCGAGGGGACACGGAGACGCAGCAGCAGGGGCCAGCACGGAGCUGUAGUGAGGAGGAGGAGGCGGCCCCUGAGAGGCAGGAGAGCACGGCAGAGCAGCGAGGGGCCGGCCGAGCCGGCAGCCCCCAUGCCGCUGUGCCUGAAGGCCCCGGGCAGCAUGAGGGACUAUUGCCCCGUGGCGCUGCGCUACGCGCCCCGCCGCAGCGCCGCGCGCACCGUGCGCUUCCCCAACGACGUCCUCUUCCAGGACCACAUCAAGCAGGGGGACCUGGAGCAGGUGGGCAGGUUCAUACGAGCCAGGAAGGUGACGCUGGACACCAUCUACCCUUCUGACUGGGGGAUCACCAUUUGUUCCUGGCUCUGCCUUUCUCACAGGCACUGCUCCCUCUUUCUUAGUUUCUUUGCCCAGAGUGCUCUCCCUGAGAAGGAGAGCUCCUGCACCCCUUUUCUGAGCCGUGCACAGCCCAGCCCCGCGUCCCGCAGGUACCUCCUGUCCCUUGGGGCCAGCCUCGAGGCCACCACUGAUGACGGCGAGAGACCUUCGGACCUCAUCGACCCGGAAUACGAGGACCUGGUGCAGCUCUUCGGAGCCACCGCGCCCAUUUGUUCCUGGCUCUGCCUUUCUCACAGGCACUGCUCCCUCUUGUACGUCUGA
Messenger RNA from Ficedula albicollis (Collared flycatcher), 752 nucleotides. It is a transcript of the gene PPP1R27, whose product is annotated as protein phosphatase 1 regulatory subunit 27. NCBI's taxonomy places the organism in Eukaryota, Metazoa, Chordata, Aves, Passeriformes, Muscicapidae. The transcript has 3 exons. Bases 225 to 752 code for a protein of 175 amino acids. The record is from RefSeq and is a predicted model, not a curated record.